GUUUUGAUUUCAGGCUGCAGCAACAUGUCUGCCUCCUUGGUGAGGGCGACUGUCCGAGCGGUCAACAAAAGAAAGAUAUUAUCUACAAGAGCCGCACUCACACUGACUCCAGCAGCUGUGAACAAAAUCAGGGUUUUGUUGCAGGAAGAACCAGAAUAUAUUGGUUUGAAGGUUGGAGUGAGAACGCGGGGCUGUAAUGGACUGACCUACACACUGGACUACACCAAGGAGAGAGACAAAUCAGACGAGGAGGUGUUGCAGGACGGUGUGAGGGUGUUCAUAGAGAAGAAGGCCCAGCUCACGCUCCUGGGAACAGAGAUGGACUUUGUGCAGACGAAGCUGUCCAGCGAGUUUGUCUUCAACAAUCCCAACAUCAAAGGAACAUGCGGCUGCGGCGAGAGCUUCAACAUCUGAGCAUCUCGGACGCUUCCUGCCCGCGCUCUGCCCCUCCCCCAUUUCAAGAACCUUGUCCCAUCUGUUGAGACUGAGACACUGAAUGGUGACGAGGAAGCUGGGUAUGAGGAGAUCUUUGAGAUGUGUUUGUGCCUCCUGUUCCACCACUUCAGUUCCUGGAGAACAUUGGCGUAGACGAUAUAUUAAGGCCCAAGUAUGACGUCUUUUUACACUUUGAAGGUUUCAACGUCACUGUCAGAACCAUGAUUUAUUUUAGCUUUAUAAAUUUGAUGUCAACUGCUUUAAAGUAAUCUGGGUUCAGCAUUUAAAAGAAUCUUUAGAGGGACCCUUGAAGCUGUUUUUUUUUUUUUUAUUAUUUUAUUUAGUCACUGUCUUGACAUGCGCACAAUAUUUUCAUUUAGUUGAAUCUAUGAUUUGUUUGCAGGUGGAACUUGUACAAUAGCUUAAGAGCUACAGUGAAACAUUGAUCGGGUUGGUUUUGACAAGAGGAUGAGAAGAGAUGCUAUUAAAGCAACACUGUGCAACUUGUUUUUAAUCUUAAACUCACAGCUUGAAAAUAAUUUGAAUGGUUCACAGACUUGUAACCGGGAAAAUGGAGCCUACGUCACUCCUCCAUUCUUACACUAGGUUCAGUUCCAGAAUCGGGCCAAGCAUGUAGAGUAAUGCUCAAUUUUAGAUGCGUUCACAACAAACUCAUGCCACAUGACGCAAAUAUAGUCAUUGGUUUAUUUGUUUUUCGUGAUGCGAGUAAACACAACCUGCAAAUACUCACCUGGGGCUAAUGGCUUAAUUCAACAGAUGUAUAAGUUCAGAGGUUACUAGGCUUAGCAACCUCACUCGUUUUCUGCCACGACCUUUCUUACUUUUGCUUAUCCUCACGUAUGACACAAUUCUUUUGCGUUGUCUUUGUGUGAAAAAUGUGUGCCAUUUUUGUUGAACGCACCAUCAGAACUCAUCAAAAAUCCACGGCAACGACAGCGCGUCCAGCAGACGUUGCACAGUGCUGCUUUAAAUAUUCUGCUUGGAUAAAGUUGGAAUCCACUUGAAUCCACAUCAGCUGUCGGAUGAACGGCUUGAUAAUAACCACUGGUGUAGGACAGUGUCAAAGUAGAGGUGUUUGAGAGUCUUGUAUCUGCCUUUUCAGUUUGUAUAGUCUUUGAAAUGCUAAUGUUAUUAUUUAACUCUGUGUGUAUGUAAAGAAUUGAAAUCUACAUUGAACUACAUAAACAAACACACAAAGCAGUAAAAACCAACGCACAAAAAAAAACACGCGUAUCCCUCGCAUAAUAUAUGAGGAUCCUUUGCUCGAAAGCCAGGAACUUGUGUUUUAUGUAUAUUGUUCACUUUUCAGAUUGAAAACUGUGCAAUAUAUCUGUACAUAUGAAAUAAUAAAAGGAUAAAUCCAGUAUAAUUAAA
Molecule: messenger RNA, 1830 nt
Organism: Solea senegalensis (Senegalese sole)
Lineage: Eukaryota; Metazoa; Chordata; Actinopteri; Pleuronectiformes; Soleidae
Gene: isca1
Product: iron-sulfur cluster assembly 1
Exons: 4
Coding region: 25-414 (129 amino acids)
Biological process (GO): iron-sulfur cluster assembly
Cellular component (GO): mitochondrion; cytoplasm
Molecular function (GO): 2 iron, 2 sulfur cluster binding
Source: RefSeq, a predicted model, not a curated record